UCUAGUUUUCAAUGUUGUUACAGAGAAUUUUGACAAGAAAAAACAGUCUCAGUGGAGUUCAGUACCGAGAUGAACCUGCUAUAUUUGCAUGGGAGCUUAUGAACGAACCUCGUUGUCUUUCAGACGUAUCUGGACAGACUCUCCAGGCAUGGAUUACAGAAAUGGCACAGUUUUUGAAGUCAAUUGAUGGUAAUCACCUUCUAACUGUUGGGCAUGAAGGUUUCUAUGGGCCAACAACUCCAGAAAAAUUUGAAGUGAACCCAGGAGAUUGGGCUCAGGCACUUGGUGUUGAUUUCAUGCACAAUUCAGCUAUUGAGGCUAUUGACUUUGCAUCAGUCCAUGCUUAUCCUGAUAGCUGGGUUCCCGAUAAGGAACUAGAUGGCAAACUUGGAUAUUUUUCUAGAUGGGUGAAAUCUCAUAUUGAGGAUGGAGAGCAAGUCCUGAAGAAGCCGGUACUUUUCACAGAGUUUGGAUUGUCGUCACUAUGUAAAGACUAUGAAGCAAGCCACCGAGAUCUCUUAUUGAAGACAAUGUAUGAUAAGAUAUAUGAGUCGGCAAAGGAAGGUGGAGCUGGAGCUGGAGCUAUGGUUUGGCAAUUUGUACUAGAAGGGAUGGAAGAGUAUGGUGAUGAAUUUUCUAUCAUCCCAUGGCAGCGGCAGUCGACAUAUAACCGGAUAAUAGAACAAUCCUGCCGAUUGCAAAUUCUUAGGAGGACUGAAGGUGAAGAAAAGCAAAGCUUAUCUGCUGCCUGUGCAAGCUUAUAAACAAAUAUCUUUUGCAAUCUGCAAACUAGGGUAUAUGGUAUGAUAAUGUUGCAUUAAAAUUCAAAGCCUCGGGGUUGCAGGAAUUAGUUUCAGAAAACCAUUUCUUGUUCCAUUAGACUCUGCAGUGGCAGAGAUACAUAAAUAGUUAUCGAACCUUAUAAGCUAACUGUAGAGUAAUUUUUUGUAUAAACAUUGAAUUUCAUUGUGAGUGGCCUAUUUCAAGACCAAUAUCUUUUGAACUUUGGAUAUAAUUAUAAGUUGGACUUGAGAAAGCUGCUGAAGCUCACACUAUACACAAUUUCAAAAUUACAACUCCAGCACUCUAAAAUGUAUUCUUGGUUCCAAGAAAACUUUAAAAGGCUAAUGAUGAAGGCAUUGGCAGAAUCUGUUUUGAGGAAGGAAA
Molecule: messenger RNA, 1167 nt
Organism: Cryptomeria japonica (Japanese cedar)
Lineage: Eukaryota; Viridiplantae; Streptophyta; Pinopsida; Cupressales; Cupressaceae
Product: mannan endo-1,4-beta-mannosidase 2
Exons: 3
Coding region: 12-764 (250 amino acids)
Molecular function (GO): hydrolase activity, hydrolyzing O-glycosyl compounds
Source: RefSeq, a predicted model, not a curated record